This is a messenger RNA of Schizosaccharomyces octosporus yFS286, 2170 nucleotides long. RefSeq names its product auxin family transmembrane transporter. Gene Ontology annotation, biological process: transmembrane transport. The transcript has 4 exons. Lineage: Eukaryota; Fungi; Ascomycota; Schizosaccharomycetes; Schizosaccharomycetales; Schizosaccharomycetaceae. The coding region runs from base 419 to 1726 and encodes 435 amino acids. The record is from RefSeq and is a predicted model, not a curated record. Gene Ontology annotation, cellular component: endoplasmic reticulum; membrane.
UUUAUACCUCCGUUCCCUGUGAAGUAACACUGCUACUUGAUGAUAAUAUUAUAUGCACGGGGACUAUCAACCUUGCCUUCCUCAACAUCCGUUUUGAUCAUCAAUUCAGCUUAAUUAGCGUGUAGUCGUUAAAGAAAACGACUUCUAAACUAGAAGAAUUGAAAGUAUUUAAUAGAGGACGCAGGUCGUAAAUUUUUUGCCGUUGUUCUUUACUCAACAAGGAUUUGGGCUUUUUGUAUCAUACUCGCCACGUUUAACGUUUUCCAUAGCCUUUCCUGUUUUAUUCUUCAUUUUUUGAUAGCAACCUCCAUUGACCCUGUAUAUUUUUUUUUUUUUAAAAAAAAAAGUUUGUAAAAUUCCGUCGAGUACUUCUUUCAAUUUCAGCUUCUUAAAUAUUUGAAUCUACUCUGCGUUUACCAUGACUUCCUUGCUUGGUCGAAUCGACGUUUGGGGACUUUUAAAGCCCAUUUUAGAAAGUGAUCUUGGUGUCAUCGUGAUCGCCCUUGGAGGAUUUAUCUUGGCGAAGAAGGGAUUUCUCUCAAGAGAAUCUCAAAAGACGAUUUCCAAUCUCAACGUUUACUUCUUCACACCCUGUCUGGUUUUUGAAAAAGUCGGUAAUGGCUUGAAUUUAAAAAUGCUUAUUGAUCUCUCUUUACUACCUCUUUUCUAUGUGAUAAUUACAACAAUUUCUGUGCUGGUUUCUUAUGUUAUGUCUCGCAUGUUUAGACUCACUCGUCGACAACGAAAUUUUGCUACUGCGUGCAUAGCCUUCCAAAACUCCAAUUCUCUUCCUUUAGCCUUAGUUACUUCUUUGGCGAAUACGGUAGAAAGUCUAAAGUGGGAUAAAAUCCCCGAUGAUAACGCUGAGAAAGUGGCUUCUCGUGGUAUCAUGUAUCUUCUAAUUUUUUCUCAACUUGGUCAGGCUCUUCGUUGGUCAUAUGGUUAUAGAAUUCUCUUAUCGCCUAACCAGCCUCAUGAUGAGGAAGAUUACGAUCAACUAUGGGAUCGCAGGACUGCUAAUGAAGAUGAAAUUGAGAAUUUAUUAACACCUAACGAACAUGAUGACUAUGGCCAACUGAAUCUACCAUCUUCUAGUGGAUUCUCCCAGUCUCUAAAUGCCCAAGCAAGUACCGAGGACAUCGAAUUUAAAGAUUCUAAGUUAAAAAAAGCAAUUGUUCUUUUAUUAGAUUUUUUCAGUCCUCCACUGUACUCUUUAUUCGUUGCCCUUUUCAUUGCCGUUGUCCCACCCUUGCAGAGAUUCUUUUUUGAACCUGGUUCUUUUGUUGAGGCCAGUGUUACCAGUGGUAUCCGAAUGGUAGGUGACGUUGCUGUACCAUUGAUUUUGGUGGUCUUGGGUGCUAGUCUUGCAACUGAUAUUACAAAGACAGAGGGUUCAGAACAACCUACCAAAAUAGAUGACACGCGCGUCCUUACCGUCAGUCUUCUCGGACGAAUGGUGGUUGUACCUAUGGUGAUUUUGCCUAUUUUUUCUUUGUUAUCUUACUUUAGUGAGAUUAGCACAGUAGACGAUCCAGUCUUUGUUGUCGUUAUUUUCCUUUUGGUAGGAAGUCCUACUGCUAUCCAACUCACCCAAAUAUGUCAGUUGAACGGAGUUUUUGAAAGAGAAUGCGCAAAAGUCCUUUGGUGGUCUUAUGCCAUUUUCACACCUCCAAAUUCUCUGAUUCUUGCUUUUACAAGUCUUUUGGUUGUUGAUUGGACAAAAUAAGACUCAGUUAAAUGUACUUUAUCUUUAAAAAGGUUUAUUUAUUCAUGCAAAAUUAAUGCCUUAAAGUUUUAUUCUUAGUUUAAAGGUCUGAUUUUCCAAAUCUGAUCUGACUAGACAUGUACUCCCGUCCGAGUCUAUUCUUGGGAGAUAUCGACUACCCAAAUACUCAUGAUUCAAACUAGAUAACACUGAUGUUCAAUUCUUUAUGUUCGUUUAUGCCUUCUCUUGAACCCGGUUGCGUCCUGCAAUAUUAGAUUUACUUUGACAUGCCAAUAAUAAUUUAUGAAAAGAAGAUCUUUUUAUGUUUGCUUUCCUUACUUUAUUGGAGCUUUCAGUAACAUGCGUUUCAGUUGGGAUUUUUUCUUUUUUGACGGUUCUGCAAACUUACAUAGUUAAUCAUAAUUUAUAAUACCUUCAUCUUGCGUAAGUUAUUUAUAAAUAGUA